This is a messenger RNA of Lindgomyces ingoldianus, 1299 nucleotides long. RefSeq lists its product as uncharacterized. Lineage: Eukaryota; Fungi; Ascomycota; Dothideomycetes; Pleosporales; Lindgomycetaceae. The coding region runs from base 1 to 1299 and encodes 432 amino acids. The record is from RefSeq and is a predicted model, not a curated record. The transcript is spliced from 3 exons.
AUGACCAAGAACGCUGAGAACAUCCCGCCGAAGUUUAGCAACCGGGCAACGACUAGGUAUAUCCUCGGCUUGCAGGACACUCCGUACGAGAAGCCAAAACCAAAGACUCCUGAGAAAUCUCCUAGGCGUCCAGUCCGUCCGUCUCCGUACAAGGAACUCGUCAGUGCUACCAUUGUCUCCGAUCCUUACCGUACUACUGAACUUCUCCAACAGCCUGGCGCUGUGCUCGAAUGGCUCGCGUCCGACGGCCGCAAGAAUGCCUACACUAAGCCAGCCACCCCUCUAACGGUCAAAAAUCUCGCCAAAGUCCCGUCUGUCGCUCUCUCCAAGAAGACUCCCUCCACGGUCGCCCAAGCUGCCGCCGCUGGAAUUACUCCCGCUGUACAUGCCGCCCCAGCCACCCAGGUAGCUGCUACAUCUCCCCCAGCCGUAGCCGCCGGAACCAUGGCCGUAGCUGAGCCGGCCGUCGAUGAACCCUGGGGUAUCGUUGCAAAUGAACACGGUCCAUCCGCUCCUCCUGCCGACGGUGAAGUCGCCGCUUCCGUUACCAAUGCUAAAGCUAGCCCUAAUGUCAAUGGCGAUGCUAAAGACAACGGGGAUGCCAAUCCCAAUCCCAAUCCCAAUUGCAACGAAAAUGGUAACGAAUCUGACGACGCCUUCACCGCCGAGCAAGACGCCGAGCUCAUGCGCUUGAAGAGCGAGAAUGCAACUUGGAACCAGAUUACUGAGGCGCUCGGAAAAGACCAGCAUGCGUGUCGCGAGCGCUUCAAGACUAUAAAGCCGGCAAAUUGGAAGCCAAAUGCCCGUGAAAAGGGCGGCCAAAAAGACAAGCGUCGUGGGAAGAAGGAAGAGGAGGCAAAUGAGCAGGCGGGAGGCGAGAAAGGAAAGGAGGCGAAGAAGGACGAAGACGUCUGGGGUGGCUUCGGUGUCGGGUUCGGAGGCGGUGAUGGCGAUGGCGAUGGUGUUAAAAGGGGUAGUGAAGCUGGUGUAGGUGGCGGUGGGAAUGGUGGUGAAGGCGGUGAUGGGAAUGGUGGUGAUGGGAAUGGUGGUGAAGGUGGUGGAGGAGGGGGAGGGGGAGGAAAUCAGCCUGGUGUGGAGUGCUUUAUAAUGUUGCACCCAGAUGAGGAUUUCUCAGAGCGGGAGUUGAGAUUGAUUGGGCAGAUCAUGGAUCAUGAUGCCCGCCGGCUUUGGCAGAGGGUCGCGGACCGGUUUUUUGACAAGACUGGUCGGCGCACCGACCCGGCUGUCAUAAUGGAGAAGAUCACUGGCGGCAGGGGUGUAAGGAAAAUUACUUGCUAA